Messenger RNA from Branchiostoma belcheri (Belcher's lancelet), 3519 nucleotides. RefSeq names its product interleukin-17 receptor A-like. NCBI's taxonomy places the organism in Eukaryota, Metazoa, Chordata, Leptocardii, Amphioxiformes, Branchiostomatidae. Gene Ontology annotation, molecular function: interleukin-17 receptor activity. The record is from RefSeq and is a predicted model, not a curated record.
UUUCAAGAAACUUCCGCAUUUGUGUUUCGGAUACUAUCAAGUGGCACCUGUGUCACGCCUAUACUCUUCCGGUAUGCAUAAAGAUCAGUGGCCCUUUCUCGACUCUGGGGCCACUGGAGAUCAUUCUUUGGAUCUACCUUGUAGCUUACAGUAGUUCCAUCAACCUCCCACCUACUAGUCAAAGUUGUCCUGUGAACUAGAAAUGCAGGCAAGCACGUCAGCCGUUGAAAGCUAGGUAAACACAAACUUUGAUCGCCCGGAGCGACACUCUGUCGGACAGGUAAGGUAAGAGCUGAAGCCCCGGCGGCCAUUUUAGACACUCUUGACUGAGACCAUAGCGGCCAUCGUCACAGGCAUGCAACUUUGCAACAGGUGACUACGUUCGGAUCUCCACAAGGCUACCUGGCGUCUACAGGUGACCUAAGGCGUUUCCCCAGGUGUGCGUGCGAGGCGUAAAAAGAAACGGACGAUCCUGUAACUGUGUGACAAUGCCGUGUUAAAAGACCUGGCGCUGAGUACUUCUAGUACUUUCGCGUGUCCGCCCGUGGCGUGUUUUCUAACAGGUGUCAUGGGAAUUUCCAUCGCCUGAGUAUACCUCAACUCGGAAAGGUCUGCUACCGUGAAGAACCAGACUGGUUAUACCAUACUCCAACAAGUACGUGUACAACUUACAGCCUGACUAUACCUUACAAAAAUAUAUAACUUGCAAGGCAACAUGUUGUUCCUUUGGAGGACACGAGUUUUGCUUCUUCUACUGUUGUGCUUGGCUUCACAACAAAGCGAUGGCCGGGCAAGAAUGGUUGAGACUAGAGAAAUGGACUGCUCUUCAAACUGUUCCCAACAGGGCUUGCCCUGUCGGGUUGAGAAAGAGUGCGACUGGUGGUGUACCGCGUACAACGCCACACAAUGUCCACAGACGCCUUCCAAACCGAGUCUAAAAAGACCAGAGCCAUUCGUGUUUCAGUCAGGGGACGGAGAGAACGCCAAGUACCACCUCGGGCUUAACAUCACAUGGGAACCGCCAGACGAUGGUUCCAUUGUGUUUGUGCGGGGAUUCCAGAUCCGAGUUAUGAGCAGAAAUUCUGAUGAUUUGGGCUGGAAUUACUGCGUAACUUUGAACAUCACGGGCGCAAAGUUGUCCAUGGUAGCUCCAAAGAGGAAGUUUUACUACAACUGUUUUGGAAAGGACCCUGACAACCCCAAAAUCUUCUUGCCGGGAAAGACAUACCACAUAGUCCUGUACAGCAAGCCGGAGCAGGGCCCAGGGCACAAGGACCAGAACGUGUCUAGGGACAUUACAAUGCCGGACUGCGAUAGACCUGGCAUGGAAAAAGUGGAAGAGUGCAAAGCCUAUAUCAACGUCUCUGUGAACGGAAGCACCGUGAACGUGACCUUUGACCCGGCUCCGAGUACGUUCAUCUUUGAUGGUUACUUUGUGUGGCUCAAGCCCACAGGAGACAAGGGCGAGGAGAGGGAACUUCAAACUACGACGAGCAAUGUUUUGUUCCAGGACGUUCCAAAUGGAAGAUAUACAGUCAAACUAAGGUUGAAGAAGCGAGAGUGUGAUUGUAUUGACUCGAUGACUGUGAGGCCAUUUAUCGUGCAAGCUCCAGCGGCCCCGGGCAGAACCAACCACUUCUCCGUCAUCCCCGUGCUGCUGAUCUACUCCCAUGACCACCCGCUGCACGAGACGGCCGUGCGCGCCUUCGCCGCCUUCUUACGUCAGAUCUGCGGCUGUGACGUCACGCUGGACGACUACUGCAUGCAGUCCAUCGCGAGGCUGGGGAAGAUCCCGUGGCUGUGCGGGCAGAUCGAGAGAGCUAAGCGGGUCAUCGUGGUGUGUUCCAAGGGCACCAAGCGUAUCUGGGAGGACAUCGUGAAUGCUGAGCCGUCGGUCAUGUCCCGGUACGCCCCUCCCUGUGGAGACAUGGUACGGCCCGCCAUCCACCUCAUCUCUUCAGAGUUCCAUCGGCAGAGCACGUUUGAGAAGUACAUCACCGCAUACUUCAGAUACUCAAGCGAGGAGGACGUACCGCGUGCGCUCAACGUUGGGAACAACUACAUGUUGAUGAAGCACUUUGAAGAACUCUACUUGCACUUACUGAGGUGGGACCGCCGUCCUGCAAGACCUGAUAUCGCCCUGCCAGAGUUAGGGGAGGACAGGUACCACCUGUCAGAGGCGGGAGGGAAGCUAAAGAGGUGUAUAGAUGAGAUGACGGCGUUUCAGACCGCUCACCCGACUUGGUUCCAGGACUCCCAGGGCAGCAGUCAGGCAUGUGGCGGCGGCGACGACACCUGUCUCCACCCGUACUACAGUCAUGGCUCACACGGUAACGGGCAACAGCACGACUUCGGUGGGUUUUACUCUUCUCCUCAACUGGACGGACAAUCUCGUAACUAUGGCUAUGAUGCUGACUAUGAGAGGAGUUCGGUGAGUUUGGUUGCUCCUUCCGACGUGUCCAUACGUGACAACCGUCCGUUUGGUGCCCAACACGUGACAGACCAGUCCAGGGAUGUUUUUAGACGGGAGUUUUCUGAAUCUGGGGGCAGGACACCUGACACGGUGCCGCCAUGUGAAGCCACAUUUACCAACUCGCCACCUGUCAUGAACAACGUAGUUCCGAACGGCGGGGUCGCGGAAGGUCACACACACCACAGUGAGCCAGCCGGUGAUGUGGUCCCUGAGCCGACCGAAUCAGACGACAUCUCGACCGCUCGGAACCUCACUGGCCCGAAUCUACACUUCUCUCCGAGUGUGUUUCUUCUCGAAAAACAUGUCCAACAGUUUCGCGGUGAUGGAGACAGAAAUGCGGGAGGAUAUCCAAGUGUUUCCCGAGGAGGGCAAGCAAGCGAAGAUGAAGGAAUAGAUACCCUUGUUUCGCAAGGACGUGUGACAGACGUCUAAAACAGUAUAUACUAUAAAAGAUUUGCUGUUCAUUUAUAAUAUCUCAAGAAAUGUAUGUCUAAUGUUCUAAUGGGUUAUGUUGUCAUUAAAAAAAGCAAUUUUGUAAAAAAAAAUGGAUUGCGCUCAGCGUGUUAUAUAUAUCUGCUCUAUUCUGGUAGGAAUUUGAAAUAUGUAUGGAUUUUUUUUCGGAAACGUAUAUUCACCAAUCGAUUUUUAAAAAGAGUUAAAACUCUUUUGUCUCAGUUUGUGUUUGUGUCAAAAAGUAGGCAUAUGCUGCUGAGUAGUUUAUAUGUAAUGCCCCCAAAAUGUCCAGCUCACAUGUAUUGUAUUCAGAGUGGCAAAUAUGUACCGGCACAGAAGAACCUUGCUUCAUUGAUGGCCGUUAGAUGGUCUUCAAGCGGGUAUAUGGCUUGUUUUAUACUUUUUGCAAUAUGAUCAUAUCACAGACAGAUACAAACCAAGUGUAAGAGUAUAUCGAUUGUCUGGUAGAAUAUCAAGGCAAUAAAUCACCUUGCAAUAUGUCUAUUUUAUGAUCAUCAAUGCUUCAACUUUCUUACGUUUUCAUGUUGUAGUAGUAGCAGUACUGGUACUUGAAGUAGUCUAGUAGUACAUUU